AAAUAAAAUAAAAUAAAAUUUAAAUUUCAAAAAGUUAAGAAAAAAAAGACCUGGCACUACUUCUAGGAUGCCCCAAAUUUAGGCAACUCUCACAGUCACUUGAAAGAGAAGUGGCAGCUGGGUAUAUGCCCUCCCAAGUGUCAUGCCCCUUGACAGUCCUGAUGGACCCUGCCCUGUGCAAGAUUGCAUCACCACCACCACCACCUCUCUGGGCUUCCCCAGACAUCACAGGAACACAUUCCCCACCCCAACCCCCCCGCUCUGGCCCUCCUCCACAUCAUGCUGCAGGCCAACUGGACUCUGGGCGGCCAGCACAGGCAGGGUCAGGGGGUGACUUCUGUGCCUCGUGGCACUGCCAUCUGGGCCUGAGCAAGAGGAUUCCAUUCUCCGACCCACCCAACCCCUCACCCCUGUCCCAACAUCAAUGCUAGAAAUAAAGAGACCAGAAUUUUCCUUCUGGCCUAAGGGCCCCAGAGAAAUACCCACUGGAGCUCACAGCUGCCUCAUGGAAACUGCUACAGCAGUGGUGAAGCUAGAAAGACUAGAGGUAUGAGGGAAAAUUGCCCUUCCCCACCUGGCUCAUAAGGCGUUCCCUCCCCCGAGUUCCAGACCUUGGGGACUGAGCAUGUGAAAUCAUCCUCUUUCUUGCAUCAUGCGUGUCCACAUUGCACCCCCCCACCCCCAUACCCCUACUUCAGGCCCAGUCACCAUGGCCAGAUGGUGAAACCUGAGCUGGUGGGGAGGAGGACCUCCACCCCCUGCAGGGGCCUGAUGGGCAGCACAGCUGGCCAAUCCUGGGACUCAGAGGGUAGGUCGGCUGGCUGACCACUAGGUUUGGAAGCCCCAGGCAGCUGGCUCUAAAGAGGCCCCAGGUCAGUAGCCAGACAUGAGCUGUGAGGGUCAAGCACAGCUAUCCAUCAGAUGAUCUACUUUCAGCCUUCCUGAGUCCCAGGCAAUAGAAGACAGGUGGCUCUACCCUUGGCCAAGGGUGGGUGUGGCAGUGGUGUCUGCUGUCACUGUGCCUUCAUUGGCCCCCAGCAAUCAGACUCAACAGACGGAGCAACUGCCAUCUGAGGCUCCCGAACCAGGGCCAUUCACCAGGAGCAUGGGGCUCCCUGUUGUCCAGCUCUGGCUGGUGCUGCUGUGGACACUGGUGCGAGCACAGGGGACAGGGUCUGUGUGUCCCUCCUGUGGGGACUCCAAACUGGCACCCCAAGCAGAACGAGCUCUGGUGCUGGAGCUAGCCAAGCAGCAAAUCCUGGAGGGGUUGCAUCUGACCAGUCGUCCCAGAAUAACUCAUCCUCCACCCCAGGCAGCGCUGACCAGAGCCCUCCGGAGACUACAGCCGGGGAGUGUGGCUCCAGGGAAUGGGGAGGAGGUCAUCAGCUUUGCUACUGUCACAGACUCCACUUCAGCCUACAGCUCCCUGCUUACCUUUCACCUGUCCACUCCUCGGUUCCAUCACCUGUACCAUGCCCGCCUGUGGCUGCACAUGCUCCCCACCCUUCCUGGCACUCUUUGCUUGAGGAUCUUCCGAUGGGGACCAAGGAGGAGGCACCAAAGGUCCCGCACCCUUUUGGCUGAGCACCACAUCACCAACCUGGGCUGGCAUGCCUUAACUCUGCCCUCUAGUGGCUUGAGGGGUGAGAAGUCUGGUGUCCUGAAACUGCAACUAGACUGCAGACCCCUAGAAGGCAACAACAGCACAGUUACUGGACAACCAAGGCGGCUCCUGGACACAGCAGGACACCAGCAGCCCUUCCUAGAGCUUAAGAUCCGAGCCAAUGAGCCUGGAGCAGGUCGGGCCAGGAGGAGGACCCCCACCUGUGAGCCUGCAACCCCCUUAUGUUGCAGGCGAGAUCAUUACGUAGACUUCCAGGAACUGGGAUGGCAAGACUGGAUACUGCAGCCCGAGGGGUACCAGCUGAAUUACUGCAGUGGGCAGUGCCCUCCCCACCUGGCUGGCAGCCCAGGCAUUGCUGCCUCUUUCCAUUCUGCCGUCUUCAGCCUCCUCAAAGCCAACAAUCCUUGGCCUGCCAGUACCUCCUGCUGUGUCCCUACUGCCCGAAGGCCCCUUUCUCUCCUCUACCUGGAUCAUAAUGGCAAUGUGGUCAAGACGGAUGUGCCAGAUAUGGUGGUGGAGGCCUGUGGCUGCAGCUAGCAAGAGGACCUGGGGCUUUGGAGUGAAGAGACCAAGAUGAAGUUUCCCAGGCACAGGGCAUCUGCGGCUGGAGGCAUCAGAUUCCUGAUCCACACCCCAACCCAACAACCACCUGGCAAUAUGACUCACUUGACCCCUAUGGAACCCAAAUGGGCACUUUCUUGUCUGAGACUCUGGCUUGUUCCAGGUUGGCUGAUGUGUUGGCAGAUGGGUAAAGCAUUUGUUCUAAA
Molecule: messenger RNA, 2391 nt
Organism: Macaca mulatta (Rhesus monkey)
Lineage: Eukaryota; Metazoa; Chordata; Mammalia; Primates; Cercopithecidae
Gene: INHBE
Product: inhibin subunit beta E
Cellular component (GO): extracellular region
Molecular function (GO): hormone activity; cytokine activity; growth factor activity
Source: RefSeq, a predicted model, not a curated record